AUGGAAGACUUCUGGGAUAACCACAGCUUCGUGUCUGAGUUCAUCCUUCUAGGUUUCUCCAGGGAUUCCCGAAUUAAUGCAAUCCUCUUCAACAUCUUUCUCUUCCUCUACCUCUCUACACUUGUGGGCAAUGGGCUCAUUGUCAUCUUGAUCCACCUUGACUCCCACCUCCACACACCCAUGUACUUCCUCCUUAGUGCCCUUUCCAUGCUGGACGUGAGCUACGUUACCACUACUGUGCCCCAGAUGUUGAUGCAUGUGGUCUGCCAGAAGAAAACUAUCUCCUAUGUUGGAUGUGUGUCCCAGAUGUACAUCUUCUUGGUUUUGGGAAUCACUGAAGGCUGGCUGUUCUCUGUCAUGGCUUAUAAUAGAUAUGUGGUCAUCUGUUACCCACUCAGAUACAAGGUUAUUAUGAGUCCAUGGCUAUGUGGAGCAAUGAUAGUCUUUUGUGGACUGUGGGGUGUCAGCUGUUCCCUAGUCUAUACUGUCUUCACCAUGUGCCUGCCCUACUGUGGUCCC
Molecule: messenger RNA, 519 nt
Organism: Mandrillus leucophaeus (drill)
Lineage: Eukaryota; Metazoa; Chordata; Mammalia; Primates; Cercopithecidae
Product: olfactory receptor 5V1-like
Exons: 1
Biological process (GO): G protein-coupled receptor signaling pathway
Cellular component (GO): membrane
Molecular function (GO): olfactory receptor activity; G protein-coupled receptor activity
Source: RefSeq, a predicted model, not a curated record